AUGGCAUCUCCAGACCAAGGUAUUGCUGACCGACAGUCGGAGAGCACUCUGGCUGAUCCUGCCACCGCCAACAUGGAUUCACGCAAAGACUCUGCCACUAUUGUCGUCGCCCCGGCCUCAGCUCCGCAGGCCAAGGCAUCCAAGAGUACGAAGGUGGCCAAGAAAGACAAGAAGAAGGCAAAGAAGUCAAAGUCGAAGAAGCAAUUCAGAAAGGCAAAGAAGCACAAGAAGGCUACAACCCAAGACACUGACGACUUAUUCGAAGACACAACUGAUGACAGCGACUCCGAGACCGACGAGACUUCCUCUGAAUCGAAAUCCAGCUCUUCUGAGUCGUCCGAUGAUGAACAGGAGAAGAUCAAGUCGAAGAAGAAAUCCAGGAUUACCAAAGGCAAGAAUAGUCGAUCUACGAAGAAGCACAAGUCACUCAGAAAGCGCACCCCAUCUUCGUCUUCAUCCUCUUCCGACACCGAUUCAUCCGAAGACUCGGACGAUACCGCUGGCGGCAAAGGCACCGGAAUGACCAGGGUCUCGAUGACGCCUCACCAACUGGCCCUUUUCAGACAGAUGCAGCGCGGGCCCCCUACGUACCCAAAGAGCGGCGGCCUCGAUGGCGCGGGACUUGGCUACGGCUCCCUGCACGGCAACAAGGCUCCAACGCGUGGGAAAUCUCACCCGCCACUUCCAAAGGGAAGGCCAUCCCCCAAGCUCGACUUCAAGCGAGUCAAUCAGGUCUGGGACAACACCAUUCACAACUACCGACUCCAGGAGACGACAGCAACCACCUCAGACUCGCAGUACGACGGCUACGUGCUCCAGGUCAGGCGUACUUUUGACUGGGAGGGUAAGUAUCUCAGCACCUAUCUCGACAUCAAGAGCAAGAUCUUGCGCGAGUGCCUUCAGGAGGUGAUUGGCAACAUCAAGGGAAUCAGCUUGGUCGACGAGACGCCAAAGCUCAACCCCAACAUGGUAUUCCUGUAUUUGGAAGACUUGCGCAAAUACCGCAAGGCUUUGAGUAAGAUUUCAACGUCAGAUAUUGAAAAGAAGCGGCGCAAAACGUUCAAGAAGGACAUCGAGAACAAGCGCCAGCAUCUCAAAGUCCUUCUCAAGUACCUCGACAAGGACUACGCUCAGGUGAAGAAGAGUCUCUAUCCGAUGUUGGAGAAUGGGCUCAUCACUUUCGACCUUUUGUGGGCUCUGUUCAAGCCCAACACGCUCAUCUACACCACCACCUACGGAUCGCCCGAUGAGCCGCGAGUGUUCAAGGUGGAGCAGGCGGAGAAGAUGAACAGCAUAACAAAGGGGGACUUUUAUCUGCUGGAUGGCAAGUACCUCGAGUACGAUGGAAAGCAAUUCGGCUACGGCACUCUGUGCGAAGAAAUCCCCGAGUUCCGAGGCGCUAGGAAGAUUAGCAGCCUCAACACCUUCCCCCUCGACUUCCACAAGGACAAGGAAGCUAUCAGAACCACCCUGAUCGAACGCGGCAAGAAGUUUGUAAAGCUCGGUGGCGUGAACUACCGCAGUCAUCAGGGCUUGGCGUACUACAAAAAGAAGAAGAGCAUCAUCAAGGUCAACAUCAACGGACGCAUCAUGGUCGAUCCCUCGGUUCACCGCAGGAUCAACCCAAACUACCAGGUCUCGGUCGUUCGCCCCAAGGACCAUGACAUCUUGUCCGACUCGGAGGAUUCCGACUCGGAGGAGUCCUGCGGCCAAGGUGAUUCAGACUCGGAAAACGCAUGCGAUAGCGACGACGAUGCGGGUUGCGAGACAAUGGUCACAAAGGUCGGGCGCGAUGGCAAGGGAAAGGUUCUCAUGUUUCAAAUUCCAAAAGAUAUGGUCGAGGAGGCUGCUUCGCUGGACCAGCAGCUUGAGCGGAUUGACAAAGGCGUGGCCAAAGCCGUGGCCAAAGAGGCCUCUAACGACUCGCUGGGUAGUAACAAGGCGAAGGGGGCUCCGGAACUCUCUGACGAGGAUUAUCUGAUUGCAUCUUCCGUCGUGCUGGGAUUCUCCUUUUCUGAGAAGCUUUGGCUCGAGUUCACUGUCUCUGGAGUCGGCGACAUCCAGUGGAAUGACGGCGCGUACGAGUCUCUGGUCCUGGAGCCCAAGCAAAAGGACAUUGUCAAGGCCCUCGUUGAGUCGCACAAGUACCACGCUACCGAGAGCAUCGACGACGUCAUUCAAGGCAAAGGCAAGGGCCUCGUCGCCGUUCUUCAUGGCCCCCCUGGAACUGGCAAGACACUCACAGCCGAAGGCAUCAGCGAGCUACUCAAAUGCCCCCUGUAUAUGGUGUCGGCUGGAGAGCUGGGCACCGACUCUCGAUACCUCGAGACAGAGUUGCAGAAGAUUCUGGACAUCUGCCACGCCUGGGGCGCCAUCCUCCUCCUCGACGAGGCGGACGUCUUCCUCGAGAAGAGAAAUCUCCACGAGAUCUCCCGGAAUGCAUUAACCUUUGACGACGCGUUCCAGUCGCGAAUCCACAUCGCCCUUCGAUACGAUAGCCUGGCCCAGAAGGCCAAGGAGUCCAUCUUCAAGAUCUUUGUGGAGCGAGUUCGCGUCCUCGAAAAGGUAGACCUGAAGCCCUUUACGAAAGACGACUACAAAAGUCUCGCCAAGCACGACCUCAACGGCCGCCAGAUCAAGAACACUGUCCGGACCGCCCAAGCCUUGGCCGUAAACAAGGGCGAGUCUCUCGGCAUGGAGCAUAUCCUCCAAGUCUUGGACGUUCAGAACAGCUUCGAUCUGCAUCUCAAGGGCGGAGAGUCGUACAAGGAUGCCAUGCGAAGCUACUACUGA
Colletotrichum orchidophilum is the source of this 2793-nucleotide messenger RNA. Its product is annotated as ATPase. The transcript has 7 exons. Bases 1 to 2793 code for a protein of 930 amino acids. The record is from RefSeq and is a predicted model, not a curated record. Gene Ontology annotation, molecular function: ATP hydrolysis activity; ATP binding. Lineage: Eukaryota; Fungi; Ascomycota; Sordariomycetes; Glomerellales; Glomerellaceae.